AUGUACAUUUUUUCAACAAUUCAUCAAAAUUUUGGUCUUUUGACAAUACAAUUUCGAGUAUGCGCAUUAUCUUUAUCGGUUGGUGAAUUUUGUCAUCCAGUUCAAUCAACUGUUGUUCAUACAACUUGUGUUCUUUUAAUUCUUCCUAAUAUUGUUGCUAUAUUUGAAUCUGAUGAUAAAUUUAAAGUAACAACAACAUCAAUACCAUAUUUCAUUGCAUUAGUCUAUGUUGUUGAAGAAAUAAGUAGUCAAACAAAUCUUUUAUUAGAUCAUGAUGUAUUAACAAAUUCAUUGAUAGAAGCUUUACUUUUAACAGUAUUAGCAACAUUUGUACGUAAUACAUCUGAUGAAAAUGAAAUGAGAAUUAUAUAUGAAUAUUUAUCUGAAUCAAAUAUUGUUAUUCCAAAAGUAUUUCCAGUUAAACAUAAUUUAUAA
Messenger RNA from Rotaria sp. Silwood2, 435 nucleotides. NCBI's taxonomy places the organism in Eukaryota, Metazoa, Rotifera, Eurotatoria, Philodinida, Philodinidae. The record is from the annotation of a GenBank genome assembly.